GGGACCCGGAGCAGCUCCUUCGGGCUUAAUAAUAAACUGUCUGCUGGCUAAGCACUCGGAGCUGGCAGCCUGGCGAGCGAGUCUGACUGCACGCCGUGGCGGAGCCGCUGCCAAAAAAAAAAAAAGGGCCACCCCCACCUUUUCUCCUCUGCCGCUGCCCUUUCCCGGGACAGCCCUCGCAUUCUGCGGACGGGCAGCGGCGUCCUGACUGUGGGAGAUGGAGCCCCGCUGGGAGGAGGAGGAGGAGGAGGAGGCGCUGCCGAAGAAGCCGGACCCGGGCGAGGUGGAGCGAGGGAAAGCCAAGCGGGCCGGGGAGGGAGCAGGUGCCGCGGGCAUCGCGCCGCUCGGAGAAGGCGGCUCUCCUCCUGCAAGCCGCCCGGCGGAGGAGAGAAUGCCCGAGGAAGGUGGGAGCCAAGGGCGAGGGGAUUCCUCGAACGACGACGCCGUCCGGCGACAACGGCCCAACGGUUGCAGCAAAGCAGCUGGACGGAAGGAAGAGGAGGAGGAGGAGGAGGAAGAAGAGGAGGAAGGCUCGGCAGAAGAACUAGGCGCCAGGCCCACCCGAGCUGGCUCGGCCCCAGAGGAAGAUGUCAGGCUCUCUGCCCCGGGGCAAGAGGCGGUCAUGUUCAAGAGAAGAGCGGUGGAAGAUCUGCAACCCACUGGAGAGCCGAGGGGCUCCGAAGAAGCCCUGAUGGGGGAGCUCUCCGAGAUGGUACACAAGGUGGUGAAGACCAGCAGCUGGUGGGAGAGGCACGGGGUGGAUGACACCAUUAUUGCUCUUAACCUCCUUAGCCUACCUCUAGGAUUCCUGCUUCUACGUUCCAGUAAUCCUUUUGUGUUCCUGGUGGGCAUUGCUGUCCUGGGUGUAGCCCAUCAUACCCUCGCUGUGAAGGCAAGCCACUUGGCUAGCCACAAUGCUCUGGUGGAAUCCAAAUCAUGGGGGAAAUUAUGGAGCAUAUUCUUCAUUGAGGUUUGCUCCUCUUUCACAGCAGAACGAGGAUCCUACAACCAUGUCAAAAUGCACCAUGCUUAUACAAAUGUCAUUGGCCUUGGGGAUUCCAGUACAUGGAAGGUUCCUUUCCUGAACCGUUAUGUUUAUAUGUUCAUUGCACCUAUUGCUGUACCUGUCAUCACUCCUUUAGUAGCCAUUGGUUUACUCACAGAAGUAGAACUGAAAACUGCCAUUCGUACUCUGUGUUGUAUAUUCAUUGGUCUGUAUGCCCAUUGUUGGCUGCUGCUUAAUAUCUCAGGGUUCCAGUCUAUCUGGUCUACACUUGGCUGUAUGUUGAUCACCCGUGCUCUCCUCGCCCAUGCAUACAUCCAUGUCAAUAUCUUCCAGCAUAUUGGCCUACCCAUGUUUUCACCUGAUAAGAAGCCAAAACGAAUCCACAUGAUGAGCUGCGGAGUUCUCAAUUUGCCUCGAAAUCCUCUGCUGGACUGGACUUUUGGACACUCGCUCAUUAGUUGCCAUGUGGAGCAUCACCUCUUCCCAGGUUUUUCUGAUAACAUAUGCCUGAAGAUAAAACCUGUGGUUUCUCAGUAUUUGAAAAAGAAGAAAUUACGAUACAAUGAGGAUUCUUACCUUUCCCGCUUGAAGCUAUUCCUGGACAAAUAUGAAGAACUGAUGGUCCAUGCACCUCCUAUUACUGAACUUGUGGGGAUUCAGUAAUGGUAUUGUUAUGGCUAGAGCUAGGGCCUUAAGGCAGCAUGGUUUCUUUUUUCAAGAUCAAUGCAUUUAAAGUCUAAGUUAUCAGGGGAAAAUAAGUACUGUAUGUUAUUUAUGUCUUCCAUAUUGGUCAAGCAAAAAUGAUCUUUAGAUACUGGAUCCAGCUGCCCAGUAAUGGGUCAUAGGGGAAAAUCAAUAGUUCCAAUUAAUUCAAUUGUACUAUCUUUGAUUUUCUUCUCUGCUGUAAUAAUCUUUGCACACUGAUAUAUUUAAUGGAUCAUUUCCAUUCCACUAUUCUGCAACUUGAGGGAGGGAAAUCUAAGGGCUAUUUAAUGUCCUUCCUCUUAAAUUAAAAUAACUUCCAAGUUAAAAGACAUUUGCAUAGUACAAACUUUGAAAAGUUCUGUGUAGCAAUUUCUUUUCCUCAUCUUGGGUAUAUGACAGCAAAGAGCCUUGGUAGUACAGUGGUCUAAAGCACCCUGUUAUUAAGACCAGCUGCCUGCAAUUACUGCAGGUUCGAAUCUCGCCAGGCUCAAGGUUGACUCAGCCUUCCAUCCUUUCUAAGGUAGGUAAAUUGAGGACCCAGUUGUGGGGGCAAUAAGCUGACUUUGUAUAAAUAUACAAAAGGAUGAAGGCUAUUGCUUAGCGCAUUGUAAGCCGCCCUGAGUCUCCGGAGAAGGACGGUAUAUAAAUCAAAUUAAAAAAAACAACAACAUAGAUCACUGCUGCUAACCGAUCUGAAAUCCACACUGUAGAAAGUGUAAGCUGUCUUCGCAAUAUAUGCAUUUUUAGAGCAGCCUUCCUCAACUGGUGCCUUCUAGAUGUGCAGAUUCCAAUUACCAGAAUGCCAGCUAGCAUGGGAAUUUCUGAAAUUCUAGAACAUUUGGAAAGAACACUGGGAAAGAAACUUAUUAGAGGAAGCUUUUCCUAGAGGUUAGAAGAAACAUGAAAAAAUUGCAUUGACUGUUGGACUGAUAUCCACGUAGCUCUAAUUCCAUGAGAAUUUAUAUGGUAAAGAGAUAGCUUCUGUCAGAUGCUUCAUAGAUUUUCAUUUUUUAGCACACCCUCAGCAGGUAGCAAUCCCAGCCUACUUUGAUUGUUCUGAGAAGCUAAGGAAGGUCAGGCCAAGAAUGUGCUUAGUAGACCUUCAUAGAAUAUCAGGUUUGAGGGCCAAACUGGAAAAUCAAAAACCACCCUGGAAGACGGCAGCAGUAAGUCACUUCUGUACUGUUGCCAACUCCUCACUCCCCACACAUGGAUCCAUUAUUGCAGUUGCCAAGAGUUGAGCUUGACCUGAAGGAGACUUUACUAAAAUUUCUCCUCCUGCAAGAAGCAAAAAAAAAAAAAGCUUAUUUAAACUAUGAUGCUGAACGGUUGAAGGAAAUAGAAUUGUCAUUACCAACGUAUCUUUUAUUAAUACAAAUGAUGCAAAGAAGGACUGUAUAAAAGGUCCUGCUGACAAAUGUGAUGAUAUCUAUGCAAAGAGAGAAUAAAUUAUUACCCAAUCCA
Pantherophis guttatus is the source of this 3175-nucleotide messenger RNA. It is a transcript of the gene FADS6, whose product is annotated as fatty acid desaturase 6. Gene Ontology annotation, cellular component: membrane. The record is from RefSeq and is a predicted model, not a curated record. Gene Ontology annotation, molecular function: oxidoreductase activity, acting on paired donors, with oxidation of a pair of donors resulting in the reduction of molecular oxygen to two molecules of water. Gene Ontology annotation, biological process: lipid metabolic process. NCBI's taxonomy places the organism in Eukaryota, Metazoa, Chordata, Lepidosauria, Squamata, Colubridae.